UACCAGCACAUAGAUGGCGGUAUUUGUGCUAAGGAACUCUCACUCGGCCAUUUUAGUGUAAACUCACAUGGUUCAGGCAUGGCGGUAGAUAUGAGAUUGCCUGCGAGGAAACAAGCGUCUCUGCCAGCUUCUCUUUCUAGCUCGGACGGUAAACACUUGGUGGUUCCGGGGGAUGUGAUCACAUCAGACACAGGCUUUAUGAGAGGCCAUGGAACGUACAUGGAUGAUGAAAAACUCACUGCUUCGGUGGCUGGUGAGGUGGAACGAGUCAACAAACUCAUCUGUGUGAGGCCACUGAAGACGAGGUUCAAUGGUGAAGUCGGUGAUGUGGUUGUUGGUCGGAUCACUGAGGUUCAACAGAAACGCUGGAAAGUGGAGACGAACUCGCGGCUGGACUCUGUAUUGCUUCUGUCUUCGGUUAAUCUUCCUGGAGGAGAGUUGAGGAGGCGUUCGGCAGAAGACGAACUUGCCAUGAGAGACUAUCUUCAAGAAGGGGACCUCAUUAGUGCAGAGGUACAGUCUGUGUUUUCAGAUGGAGCCCUCUCUCUCCACACACGCAGCUUAAAGUACGGCAAGCUGGGUCAGGGUGUGGUCGUGCAAGUAUCGCCCUCGCUCAUCAAGAGACAGAAAACCCAUUUCCACAAUCUGACAUGUGGAGCGUCCGUAAUACUAGGGAACAACGGCUAUAUUUGGAUUUACCCCACACCGGGGCAACAAGAUGAAGAGGCAGGAGGAUAUUACACAAGCCUAGAGCCCGUCCCUCUCUCAGACCGGGAAGUCAUUUCUAGACUGAGAAACUGUUUACUGGCUCUGGCAGCCCACAAAGUGAUGCUGUACGACACCAGCAUACUCUACUGCUAUGAAUCCUCUCUGACACACCAGAUCAAAGACAUCUUGAAACCAGAGAUCAUGGACGAAAUUGUGAUGGAGACACGGCAACGACUUCUUGACCAGGAGGGUUAGAAUGCUCGCAGUCAACAACACGCAUAUGAGAACGAUUUCUCACAAAAGGAUUCACACCAGUGUUAAGAACAAGACUUGCCUUUUCAUCUUUCUGAUUAAAAACAAAAAGACUCAGGAACAAAAUGUCACCAGUAACACUCUGAUGCUAUUCCUGGUUAUAAUUAUUCUGUGUCACUUCUCUGAGAUUCUUUCUGAGAUACAGAUCACAGUCUACUGAGUGUCCCAAAAGUCUCCAUACAUAGGGGCAGGGGUAGCUCAGUGAGUAAGACAGAUCGGACUGAUCGGAAGGUCGUGAUUUGAAAUCCCAGCACUGCCACUGCUAGACCCUUGAGCAAGACCCUUAACCCUCAACUGCCCAGUUCCUCAAGUCGUUGUGGACUUCUCCCAAAUGCCAUAAAAUAUCAGUGUAAAUAGGGGAAAUUAACACUUUUUCUCAAAACAUCUUCCAAAAUUUUUCAUAUUUUCAUUAGUUUAUAUUAUUAUUAUUUUUUCAGAUAGACUUUAAGAAUGCUUUUAACAAAAGAAGGCUGUGGUGCGCCAGGAAAAGAUACAGCGCAAAGAUCAUUUAAAGAAACGCAUUCGAAGUGCAGUUACAUGCAUAACACCAGAUGUGUUAAAACGAGAUCAUCGUGAGUGGGAGAGAUGACUCCGUUUGUGUUUACAAAGAAAUGGCUGUUUGUAAAUAAAGUUACAUUUUGCUAAAAAGUGGUAAUUUUCCUGUUUGUAUAGAGACUUUUGGGACACCAUGUACAGAUUUUGACUAAUAUUGCCAAAAAAAAAAUGCUUAAAGGAAAGCUCCAGAAUUUUCCAACCUAGUCUCUGUCCUGUGCAUCUGUAACGUAUCUGUCGCGGACAAUAACUUCGACACGUUUCCCUGUACUGAGAACAGAACUGAAAAUCUGUUUACUUAAAACUUGCUUACAAUGAAAGUCUAAGGGCAAGUGUGGAAUUGUCAAUAAACAUUUCAAAUACAUUACUAAAUGACAUGAAGUGUAAAACUACCAUCAUCGUACAUCUUACCAAAUCUGCUUUUGUAGAGUUAUAUCUUUAACUUUCCAGCAGUGGAGCAAUACAGUAAGGGUGGGUGAUGUCACAAAAAAUAUAUAAUCACAAUACUAAAGACAUUUCUGUGAUGCACAAUAUGUAUCUUGAUAUAAAGUUCUGCUAGGAAAAUAAAAUUGCAUUUAAAAGAACCCUGAAAAACAAUUAGUUUUAGUCAGUGUCUACAGAAAUAAAUUAUUCCACAUUAAACAUAUUGUAUAAUUUUGAAAACAUGAACUUAUCUGCUUCUCAUCUAAGUUUGUAAUAUUUUUAAAUUAAUAUUUUGAAGAAAGAUAUCACAAUACCUUCCAUAUCUCAGAAAAGUGUACUGAGAAAUUAGUUAUCAUGAUAGCUAUAAUAUAAUAUAAUAUACUAUACUAUACUAUACUAUACUAUAAUAUAAUAUAAUUGCCUGGACCUACAGUACAGUAAGAAAAAUAGCGGUACCUAGUUACUGACCCACCUACACUGAUAACAUUUUUCCCUUAUGAAAAAGGAUUCUCAUCUCUGAAGGGACAAAUUCUACAAAUUUAGAGCUUUGUUUGCAGAUACAUUUGAAGAAUUCAUGAGCGUUCUACAAAAAAUGCUUUGUAUGUGUAAAUGUUUACUGAUGGAAUUCAGUGUUUCGUUCUUUUCUCAGUAUAGGCUCGAAAUUUUUCUCUGUGGUAAUUGCACACAGUCUCCACACCAAGACAUGAAUACACAUGCAGUAGAUAUAAAAUAUACUGAAGUAAUAUUCAGUAUUAUUAAUAUUAGUAUUAUUGAUAUCCUACCAAAUACUAAGGGCAUAAUGAUACAUAAUUUCCAAAACUGCACAGUUAUUCCAAGGACUGUGCUACCAAUGUACAGAAAAUACAAUAUUUACUAUUAGUAUUUGAAAAUUUUAAGUAUGUGACAAUGUUCAAUGUAUUAUUUAUUUCUGUAGUGAGCUGUUUUGGAUGUAUAGUCUUAUACCAGUUUAAACUGUCAAUCAGGAUUAACCUAGACUGAAUUUUGUGCUCUGAUCUUGAAUAUUCUUGACCUGUUUCUCUGCACUGGAAACAAUUUUGACUAAAAUCCCGUUUCAAAGGUUCAUGGCACAUGUACAGUUUUAAUGAAGUGUUUUCAUCACUGGGACAUUUUCAUGAUUAUCUACAUUAUGGUGGAGUGAUAGCAACCUUUUAUAAGCUUACAUGUAUUAAGGUUUGUUUUUAUACUGUGUACAAAUGGAGAUGAAUUGGCAUUUAUUGGAUGAUGCUUGCUGAAUAAAGUAUUAGUAGCUCCAAAUAAAA
Messenger RNA from Pangasianodon hypophthalmus (striped catfish), 3275 nucleotides. It is a transcript of the gene exosc2, whose product is annotated as exosome component 2. Gene Ontology annotation, cellular component: nuclear exosome (RNase complex); cytoplasmic exosome (RNase complex). The coding region runs from base 79 to 963 and encodes 294 amino acids. The record is from RefSeq and is a predicted model, not a curated record. Gene Ontology annotation, molecular function: RNA binding. Gene Ontology annotation, biological process: exonucleolytic trimming to generate mature 3'-end of 5.8S rRNA from tricistronic rRNA transcript (SSU-rRNA, 5.8S rRNA, LSU-rRNA); CUT catabolic process; U4 snRNA 3'-end processing. Lineage: Eukaryota; Metazoa; Chordata; Actinopteri; Siluriformes; Pangasiidae. The transcript has 9 exons.